Messenger RNA from Mesocestoides corti, 2169 nucleotides. The record is from the annotation of a GenBank genome assembly. Lineage: Eukaryota; Metazoa; Platyhelminthes; Cestoda; Cyclophyllidea; Mesocestoididae.
CUCGACGAUACACUGCUGCAGUUCUGCGGUCGAUUUCGGACACAGGAACAGUGUGUCCGCUUCGUCGGCUACCUUGCCGUCUACCGGUUCUGCAUCCCGUUGGCCAUUUUCCAUUUUCUUUUGAUGCUACUUUUGAUUCGCAAUACUGACAGCCAGUCUUGGCGAGGCAAGAUCCAUAACGGUUUUUGGUUUUGGAAAUGCCUCUUCAUUGUCGCCUUGUGGGUCAUGUCGAUCUUCUUUCCCUCCUUGGACAAGGCGACUGUUGCCUGGAUGCUGAUGGCUGUGCUGGGAGGUAUUGCAUUUAUCUACGUGCAAAAUGUUUUCCUCAUUGACUACGCGUACGAGUUUAACGGAACCUGGUUUCGGCAGAGCAGUUCUAAGCCCAUUUAUAAAACACUGAUAUUCGGCACCACAGUAUUGCUCUACGUCGGCUCUUUCGCGGCCUACUUUGUCCUGUGGAUGAUUUGGGGCUUGCAGAACAAGUGCAUACUCAACGCCAUGAUCGUCUAUGUGAACGUCUGCAUCACCGCCCUACUCUUGAUACUUUCAUUACUGCACCCACGAAUUGAGAUGUCGUCAAUUUGGGUGAAGCAAAUUCCAACACUGGCUGGCACCCACUGGUCUCAGCACAUGGCCAAGCGUAGCAAGUUCAAGAUACGCGAUCAAAAACUGUGGCUUCCCGGGGCCGUCACCGCCGCCUUCGCCACCUACCUCACCUGGUCUGCUGUUCUCAGCCAACCGAAAACUGUAGUCCUCGGUGUGUCCGUGGAGUACCAGGCGAUCCGGUUCUUCAGCUUCAACUCCCCGCGAGAUCAGGCGCUCUCGCGCGACCUCGCGCUCAACCGCUCCGGCAGGCUGACGGCCAACGCCUGUCUGCCCUCCUUCGUCCGCGUCGCCACGGCCCUCGACCACCUCUCCGACUUGGCUGCAGCUCUGGGCAUCAUCUUCGUCGUUGGAGGCUCAAUUGUCUCGAGCAUGCGCGCGACUCUUCAGGCCAAGCGUUUGGGGAUUAGAACACGACGACAGAAAAUAAAGGAAAUCAUUCGGAGGUUGGUCUCAGAGGCGCAAGCAGAGGAGGAGAAGAAAGAGGGCGAUGAAAAUCGACGUUGCGUGGAUGCCAAAACAGCCGAACAGUCGUCUACCCGACCACCAGUGUCUUGCACGUGCUUCGGCACAGAACGACGCACACGAAGACGGCGUAUGGUUUUGGAAAUGUUGAAAGAAGUGGUCGAAUCAACCAGCCCCGACUCAACAUCCGCGUCGUUCAGCGCCAGCCCCUCAGGUGUGGACCCACCCGGCAACACUCGUAGGCCGGCGAUGCCCGCGAAUGUGUCUCUUCGCAGGCAACUACUCAGUAAACGUCUCGGCAUUAACUCCGAGGUGCUGGGAUCGUCUUCCUCGGCUCCUGAUCUGUGUGCGGCUCAGACGCAGGCCUCAUCGCCACGGAAGGCCAUUGAAGUUCUUGUUAUGGGUUGAAGUGCCACCUAUCCUCUGUGUUGCAUUUUAGGUGAAAUCAAACCAGCCCCUGCAAAAGGUCCUACACGAGCACCUCUUGUAAAAAACUCUCCCGAUCACCGCCGGAAGCGUGUCUUUUCGGACUCCGAGAGGGAACGUCCCACCAGCACUUACGAGGUGCCGUCUUUCCCACUACCAAAAGACCUCAAAGAUGCCAUGUCUGUAGAUGACAUUCGUCUGGAAAAGGCGCGCUUCGUCACCGAGUACCUCUCAGGGACGGAAGGCAGGCAUUUGCUGCAUCAGAACAGAGAUAUGGCUGGAUCAGUCUUGUCAUUUGUGGAUGUCUUGCUUCCUCGACGUGCACCAAGAGACAAGUUCACAAUCUACAACGAAGCGGUGCUUACCGUCUAUUCCUACGCGUGGUUUCACUUUACCUUUUGCCUCGCAUCGCUUUACAUGAUGGCUCAGCUAACGAACUGGUACAAUCCUGAGCUCUCCAGCCUCCAAACGGUCAUGGAGUCCUGGGCAAAUAUGUGGAUGAAACUAUUUUCUGCCUGGUUGGCUCUUUUGCUCUACCUCUGGACUUUGUGUUUUAUGCGUUUCUGUUUCAGUAGAAGCCUUAUUCAGACACCGCUUAAUCCCGCGACACAUUGGGUCGCUAAAGAAGGAAAAAAUAAAAAAACGAAAACCGAGAAGCGGACAAAGGAAGUGUAA